Molecule: messenger RNA, 957 nt
Organism: Saccoglossus kowalevskii
Lineage: Eukaryota; Metazoa; Hemichordata; Enteropneusta; Harrimaniidae
Product: tripartite motif-containing protein 2-like
Source: RefSeq, a predicted model, not a curated record
AUGUGCUGUGUGCAGUGUGAGGUAGCAGUCUGUGCUGAAUGUAUAAUUAUCGACCACCAUCUUCAUAGCCACAAAUAUUUGAAAGAUGCGGCAGAUGAAUACAAAGAGGAACUUGCAGUAAGAGUAGUGAAACUUAAAGACAAGGAAGCUUCUACAACUGAUGCUCAGGUCCUGGUGCAGACUAUAUCCGAGUCACUUGAAAAUAAUUUAGCUUUACAAAAGAAAAAGUUGGCAGAGCACACCGAGACGACAAUAGAAAGCAUCACCACUAAAGUGAGAAAGAAUGCCAAAAAACUUAUGGAAGAAAUGGACUUGAACUAUACAAAUAAACAAACUGAUUUACAGGUACAUUUGAAAGAACUUGAAUGUUCUGGGAGUGGAUUGAAAUAUGCUCAAGAGUUUGCUGAGCACUUGAUUCACUAUGUGAGUCCCACACUGCUGAUAUCUUCAAAGACCGGAAUAGCAUCACAAUUACAAGAACUGAACCAAGUGAAGGAGCGGCAUGAAUUGGUAAAUGAUGACUACAUAGAGUUCUUACCUUCUGGUGAGUUUUGUUCAACAGGAACACUAGGAGAACUGCUUUCCAGAGUGCCAUUUGAAAUUGCAAGCAUCUCACAGGAUCCACGAGUAGGAGACAGAUGUAAUAUCAUUGUAUCACCAGGAAACGCUGACUUAUCCACCAAAGUCAGGGCCACACCUAUCAAUUUUGUUAAAGCUUUAAUGAAGACAUCGGAUGAGAAUACUGAAGAUGUUCAAUUUCUUGACAAUAAGGAUAAUACUAUCUCUGUGGUGUACACCACUACAAUGAUGGGUGUACAUGAACUCUCAAUAACAGCUUAUCAAACACAUAUACUGGAUCACCUGUUAAGAUCAACGUGGCUCCUCAAAAGGAGUUAUUAUGUAAAUUUGGUGGUGAUGGUUCGGGAAAUGAACAAUUACGUCAUCCAUUGGGAGUAA